Rubroshorea leprosula is the source of this 1143-nucleotide messenger RNA. Lineage: Eukaryota; Viridiplantae; Streptophyta; Magnoliopsida; Malvales; Dipterocarpaceae. The record is from the annotation of a GenBank genome assembly.
AGACUCAGCGGCAAGAUUUCGUUUUAUCCAUUCACAGGGUUUCCAAAGUCCUCGCUUUCUCAACAGAGAAAGAGAAAACAGAAAAAUGGCUGCUUCUCCUUCAUCCUUACUGCUUCCACUUGGAGCCUCUAUUAAGAGAAUUUCCACCAAUCAUCAAGCCGUCUUGAGUGAGAAAGUUUGCAGCAUAAUCCCACGGUGCCCAACUGGUAGUUUUAGAGUUAAAGCUUCAAUGGCAAGAAAAUAUGGGGAUGGAUUGAACUUGGUUAAUCGAAGAGAAGUGAUUGGGUUGGUUUUAGUUGUUCCAAGCAUCUUUGUGAACUCGUCUGAUGCCAAGGCUGCUGGUCUUCCCCCAGAGCAAACACCAAAGCUCUGUGAUGAUACAUGUGAGAAGGAGCUUGAAAAUGUGCCUAUGGUAACUACAGAGUCUGGCUUGCAGUACAAGGACAUCAAAGUUGGAGGAGGCCCCAAUCCACCAGUUGGUUUUCAGGUGGCUGCUAAUUAUGUCGCCAUGAUUCCAUCUGGACAAAUAUUUGACAGGUAAGUAAAUUGAUAGCAUAAAACAUUACCAACUCAAAAAAGCAUGAAUUCAAGCCUGAGACAAGAACAUAGCUAUCUGACUCCAAAGGUCUGUUUCCCACAAUUCUGCAGUUCACUAGAGAAAGGUCAGCUUUAUAUUUUCCGGGUAGGCUCUGGUCAGGUAAGCUAUGGAAGCAUUUUCUGAUAAUUUCCAGUUCAAACAAUUCUAGUCUAGGUGGUCAGAACAAUGCGGCAAAUAUUGUAGCUUAAAUACAUAAACUUUGAUUCAGAUAAACAAUAUUUGCCUUGAUGAAUACAUCAUCUCUGAUCGUUGAUCUAAAUGAGUAGAACAGGUGAUCAAAGGCCUUGAUGAGGGGAUCCUGAGCAUGAAAGUAGGGGGGAAACGCAGACUUUAUGUCCCAGGACCCUUGGCAUUUCCAAAGGGUCUAACUUCAGCUCCUGGGAGGCCGAGAGUGGCUGCAAACAGUCCAGUCAUCUUCGACGUGAGCUUGGAAUACAUACCAGGCCUUGAAACAGAGGAAGAAUAGUUCACUACAUAUCAUUUUUGUAUUAAUUCUAGUAUCUGACAGUGCUCCAAACCUGUAACCCAUCAAUUCAUUUCUACCA